Messenger RNA from Engraulis encrasicolus (European anchovy), 7086 nucleotides. RefSeq names its product neurexin 3a (gene nrxn3a). The transcript has 26 exons. Bases 1 to 5199 code for a protein of 1732 amino acids. The record is from RefSeq and is a predicted model, not a curated record. Lineage: Eukaryota; Metazoa; Chordata; Actinopteri; Clupeiformes; Engraulidae.
AUGGCUCCGCUCCUCCCCCUCGGCCCCCUGGGUAGUAGGCCCCUGCUGCUGGCCACCGCCCUGCUGCUGGGCGCCUGCUGCGCCUGCAUAGCGGGCCUGGAGUUCUCGGGCGAGCCCGGCCAGUGGGCGCGCUUCCUGCGCUGGGACGCGAGCGUGCGCGGCGACCUCAGCUUCAAGUUCAAGACGGACGCCUCGUCGGCGCUCCUGCUCUACUUCGACGACGGCGGCUACUGCGACUUCAUGCAGCUGGCGGUGGCGGAGGGCCGGCUGCAGCUGCAGUUCAGCAUCGACUGCGCCGAGACCACCGUGGUGUCGGACCGGCGCGUCAACGACAGCAGCUGGCACCGCGCCUCGCUCAGCCGCUUCAACCUGCGCACGGCGCUCGGCCUGGACGGCAUGGUCAAGUCGGACGAGCUGCAGCAGCCGGCGCGCCAGCACAUGAAGAUCGUCAGCGACCUGUUCUUCGGCGGCGUGCCGCUCGACAUCCGGCCCGCCACGCUCACGCUGCCCACCGUCAAGGACCUGCCGCCGUUCCGCGGCGCCGUCACCGAGCUGCGCUACGGGGGCGCCAAGGCGGCGCCGCGGCUGCUCAGCAGCCAGCGCGUGCUGCUGGACAUGGAGGGCAUCUGCAGCGUCAACCCCUGCGAGAACGGCGGCAGCUGCUCCGUGGUGGACGGCAAGACGCUCUGCGACUGCUCCAAGACGGAGUACAAGGGACGCUUCUGCACCCAAGAGGUCAACAACAUCCCAGGUUUCGCCCACAUGAUGAUGGCAGAACAAGCCAAGAGCAAAGCGAGAGAUGAGAACAUGGCCACGUUCCGCGGCGCGGAGUACUUCUGCUACGACCUGUCUCAGAAUCCCAUCCAGAGCAGCAGCGACGAGAUCACGCUCUCCUUCAAGACCUGGCAGCGCAACGGCCUCAUCCUGCACACGGGCAAGUCGGCCGACUACGUCAACCUGGCACUGAAGGACGGCGCCGUGUCCCUCGUCAUCAACCUAGGCUCCGGCGCCUUCGAGGCCAUCGUAGAGCCUGUCAACGGCAAGUUCAACGACAACGCUUGGCACGACGUCAAGGUCACGCGCAACCUGAGACAGCAUUCAGGCAUUGGACACGCUAUGGUGACGAUAUCCGUGGACGGCAUCCUGACCACCACCGGCUACACCCAGGAGGACUACACCAUGCUGGGCUCGGACGACUUCUUCUACGUGGGGGGAAGCCCCAGCACCGCCGACCUGCCCGGAUCACCCGUCAGCAACAACUUCAUGGGCUGCCUCAAAGAGGUGGUGUACAAGAACAACGACAUCCGCCUGGAGCUGUCCCGGCUGGCGCGCAUCGCCGACCCCAAGAUGAAGAUCCAGGGGGACGCCCAGUUCAAGUGCGAGAACGUGCCCACGCUUGACCCCAUCUCCUUCGAGACGCCCGAGGCCUUCAUCAGCCUGCCCAAGUGGAACACCAAGCGCAUGGGAUCCAUCUCCUUCGACUUCCGCACCACCGAGCCCAACGGACUCAUCCUCUUCACCCACGGCAAACCACAGGACAGGAAGGCUGUUCCGGCUGCACCCGGAACCGGCGCCGCUGGAUUGAGGAACACAAAGGUGGACUUCUUUGCGGUGGAGCUUCUGGACGGGAGCCUGUACCUGCUGCUGGACAUGGGCUCCGGAACCAUCAAGGUCAAGGCCACCCAGAACAAGGUCAACGACGGCACCUGGUACCACGUGGAUAUACAGCGCGACGGACGAGCAGGUACCAUCUCGGUGAACAGCCGGCGCACGCCCUUCACGGCCAGCGGUGAGAGCGAGAUCCUGGACCUGGAGGGCGAGAUGUACCUGGGCGGGCUGCCGGAGAACCGGGCGGGCCUAAUCUUGCCCACCGAGCUCUGGACCGCCAUGCUCAACUACGGCUACGUGGGCUGCAUACGGGACCUCUUCAUCGACGGACGCAGCAAGGACAUACGGCAGAUCGCAGAGGACCAGAACGGCGCCGGCAUCAAGCCCAGCUGUAACAGGCUGUCGGGAAAGCAGUGUGAGAGCAACCCCUGCAAGAACAAGGGCCUGUGCAAGGAGGGCUGGAACCGCUUCAUAUGCGACUGCACUGGCACCGGCUACUGGGCCCGCACAUGCGAGAGGGAGGCGUCGAUCCUGAGCUACGACGGGAGCAUGCACAUGAAGGUAGCAAUGCCAACAACGAUGCACAGCGAGGCGGAAGACGUGUCGCUGCGUUUCAUGUCGCAGCGCGCGUACGGCCUGCUCGUGGCCACCACGUCCCGCGACUCCGCAGACACGCUCCGUCUCGAGCUUGACGGCAGCCGCGUCAAGCUCACCGUCAACCUAGACUGUAUCAGGAUAAACUGUAACUCCAGCAAGGGACCAGAGACCCUGUACGCUGGGCAAAAGCUCAAUGACAAUGAGUGGCACACGGUGCGUGUGGUGCGCCGGGGUAAAAGCUACAAGCUGUGGGUGGACGACGACGUGGCUGAAGGCCAGAUGGCGGGCGACCACACGCGCCUGGAGUUCCACAACAUCGAGACGGGCGUGAUGACGGAGCGCCGCUUCGUCUCCAUGAUCCCCUCCAGCUUCAUCGGCCACCUGCAGAGCCUCAAGUUCAACGGCAUGCUCUACAUCGACCUGUGCAAGAACGGCGACAUCGACUUCUGCGAGCUCAACGCGCGCUUCGGCAUGCGCUCCAUCAUCGCCGACCCCGUGACCUUCAAGACCAAGACCAGCUACCUGUCGCUGCCCACGCUGCAGGCCUACGCCUCUAUGCACCUCUUCUUCCAGUUCAAGACCACCGCGCCCGACGGCUUCAUACUCUUCAACAGCGGCGACGGCAACGACUUCAUCGCCGUGGAGAUGGUCAAGGGGUACAUCCAUUACGUGUUUGACCUUGGCAACGGCCCCAAUGUCAUCAAGGGGAACAGCGACAGGGCCCUGCACGACAACCAGUGGCAUAACGUGGUCAUCACCCGCGACAACAACAAUGUCCACACCCUGAAGGUCGACGCCAAGGCCGUGAGUCAGGCUGUCAACGGUGCGAAAAAUCUGGAUCUGAAAGGUGACCUGUUCAUCGCUGGCCUGGGCCCCGGCAUGUACAACAGCCUCCCCAAGCUGGUGGCGUCGCGGGACGGCUUCAAGGGCUGCCUGGCGUCGGUGGAUCUGAACGGCCGGCUUCCCGACCUCAUCAACGACGCGCUCUUCCGCAGCGGGCAGAUCGAGCGCGGAUGUGAAGCCUCCACCAGCGAACUCGGUUUCACCAAAGCUGACCUGCAAGGCCCCAGCACCACGUGCCAGGAGGACUCGUGCGCCAACAUGGGCAUCUGCAUCCAGCAGUGGGAGAACUACACCUGCGACUGCAGCAUGACAUCCUACACCGGCACCAACUGCAAUGACCCUGGGACGACGUACAUCUUCGGCCGUGGCGGAGGUCUCAUCACGUUCAGCUGGCCGCACAACGAGAGGCCGAGCACGCGCACGGACCGCCUCACCGUGGGCUUCAGCACCUCCCUCAAGGACGGCAUCCUGGUGCGCAUCAACAGUGCAGAGGGCCUGGGAGACUUCAUCAUGCUGCACAUAGAACGAGGGAAGAUAGGAGUACUGUUCAACGUCGGGACGGUCGAUAUCCUGGUCCAGGAGACCAGCAUCCCUGUGAACGAUGGCAAGUACCAUGUGGUCCGGUUCAUCAGGAACGGGGCCAACGCAACACUACAGGUGGACAACUGGCCAAUCAAUGAACACUUCCCCCAAGGCAACAGCGAUAGUGAACGGCUGCAAAUCGUGAAUAAGAAAAUCCCGUUCAAACUGCAGAGAAAUGUAGAGGAGUGGAUGCAAGAAAAAGGCCGGGCGCUAACAAUCUUUAACACCCAGGCCAACAUCACCAUUGGCGGCACCGACCGCAGGCGUCCGUUCCAGGGCCAGCUGUCGGGGCUGUACUACAACGGCCUCAAGGUGCUCAACAUGGCCGCCCACGGGAACCCCAACAUCCGCAUCAACGGCAGCGUGCGGCUCGUGGGGGACGCAGGGGCGGGAGGGGGCGGGGGGACGCGCACCACCGCCCUUCCCCCCGAGAUGUCCACCACGUUCAUCGAGACCACCACCACCAUGUCGACCACCACCACGCGGAAACACCGCUCGCCACCUACUAUACAGACGCCGGAUGAGAUUGUGUCGUCGGCGGAGUGCUCCAGUGAUGAUGAGGACCUGGAUGAGUGUGACUCAGGCCAUGCAGGUGGGCUAGGAGAAUUCAUACUUGUUGAGGAUCCCCUAGUGUACCCUCCUUUAGCCACUCGUACACCCUUCAUCCCCCCCUUCCCAACCCUCCGCCCCCCUCCCACCAUUACUGAGACCACCAAAGAGUCCCUGUCCAUGGCAACUGAGGCGGGGGUACCUUGCUUGUCGGACGGAGGCAGCGAUGAUUGUGAUGAUGGCUUGGUGAUAUCUGGGUUUGGCUCGGGGGAAGCGUUCGACUCUAGACUGCCCCCUACCGAUGAUGAAGAUUUUUACACCACCUUCUCCCCGGUAACAGAUAAGACCUUUUCCACGUCGGCCUUUGAGGGUGGCUACAAGUGGGAAGCCAAGGACUUUAGACCUAACAAAGUCUUCGAAUCUGGUAGGACUACUGCUACUACUACUACUACUACUGCUACUACCAUGCUCGCCGCUGCCGCGACGCUCGGUCCCAAGCUGAGCCGCGGCGGUGGCGUGGGCGUGGGUGCGGGCGCCCCUCCUCCCGACCCGAGCUCGAAACGACCCAAGCUGCCCGCGAGCAAAAAGAAUAACCGAGAGCUUAAGCCCCAUCAGCCAGACAUAGUCCUGCUUCCGUUGCCCACGUCCUAUGAGGUAGACCGUACCAAGCUGCGGAGUUCGCUAAUAACCUCCCCAAUGUUCCGUAAUGUACCCACAGCCAUCCCCACGGAGCCGGGCGUGAGGAGGGUUCCGGGGGCCUCCGAGGUGGUCCGCGAAUCUAGCAGCACCACUGGGAUGGUCGUCGGGAUCGUGGCCGCUGCCGCACUAUGCAUCCUUAUUCUGCUGUACGCCAUGUACAAGUACAGGAACAGGGACGAGGGAUCUUACCAAGUGGACGAGACCAGGAACUACAUAACUAACUCGGCUCAGUCCAACGGAGCCGUCAUGAAGGACAAGCAGUCGAGUUCGAAGAGCAGCAAAAAGAAACAGACAGACAAGGACAAGGAGUAUUAUGUGUGAAUGUUGGCUUAAUGUUGCACGCGAUGAUGACAUAGAAAGAGAGAAAGAAAAAGAGACAGACAGAGAGAGAGAGAGAGAGCGCAAAAAGACAUUUUAAAACAAAAAAUUAUCCUAUCGGGAGUUUGCAAUGAAUGAGGAGACAGGAGAGGAGUUUCUACCUGAGAUGAGAUGUGCUGAGAUGUUGAACAUUGACAUGUACUGUAAUAUAAAGCACACUUACUAUCGUAAGCAUACCAAGAUGGUACCUAGAAACAUUAGUGACCUUAUUCCUUAUAAUGGUCAGAGACGUUAUCAGUGUAGAAUACUUCACGGCUACAUCAUAAUCCUAAGUGACUUUUAGAGGUAUGUGAUCCAUGGCGUAAAAAUCUUGUUUUUGUAAUCCUGUACAAAAAAAGGAGAAAAUAAUUUUGGCCAUUUCAAGCAUGUAAGCAACACAUAGUGCUGGCAGUUUGGCAAGUGUGGGAUUGAAAAAAAUGAGAGUAACAUGGACUCCUGCCAACAAAAAAAAUCUACUGAAACUUUGUAUUGUUUAUACAUUAUGUGAUGUCUGAUAUUAUUUUUAUUUUGCUCUCUGCAAAGAUUAAGAGAAAAUGUAUUCAAUGAAAUCAAUUUAAGAAAAAUGCGCUAUGGACAGACAACACAGAGAUUAGUGAAACAGUGUCAUCCAAAGGAGAUUGUGAGAUUUCAUUGUAUGAGGACUGUUGACUGUGGCCGUGUUGGUGGAGAGAGAGGGGGCAGAUCGUCUCUCUCUCUCGUGUGUGUCUCAGUAAGCCUCUGAUUGUACUGCAUGUCAUCUUUAAAGCUACAGUAUAGUGUGUUCAACCUCGCCUUGAACAGAACCAUCAGACCAACCCGUGAAGAUGACUUUUAUCACACACCCUCAAUGUGACAACGAGGAGAGAAAAAAAAGAACGAAACAAAGAAAAGAAAACGUCCCUGGAAAAUAUAUUUUUAUUUGCUACCAGUGCUGGUCCUUUUUUCAGUCAUGUGUGUUGGUCCAUUUUAUCUUGUUCUCUUUUCUAUGAAGCUGUAUGGUGAAGGACUGGUCCACUAUUAUAACACUGUUGAGGAUGUCUAUACAAAAUAAAUCCAAUGUGAAAAGUGUGAAUUCUAUCUUUGUCAAAGUCAACUGCAUCAAAAAAAAGAAAAAGAUGAACAAAUUUGUUUACAUAUUUUAAUAAAUUCUAGCAGUUGUACCUUGUAGGUAGAUGUUGUACAUAGUAAAACCUAUGUUGUUUUUCUUCUCAGUAGUUCAGCUGGAAGAUCAGAUCUUUGAGCUUUGAGUGUGUGUACACUUUGACAACAGUCUUGAACUUUUACAAAGGCUUGAGGAAAUCGAGGAGACAAGCUCAUAUUUCCUGAGCAACACUGAGAAGAAUGCUAGGUUAGGCAGCAAGCCUUUCUUGCAGGUGUGUCUCUAUGUGGACACCUAAGUGUACCGUAAAUUUCACAGCAGACAUCACAACAUGACACCUGUCCUAAUGGCGUGAGGCAAAUCUUUGUUUUUAUCAGUUACUUUGAUCCAGUGAGGAGCAUACAGUACAUACACAGGCAGACAACUGUGGAUGCAAAGUGUUUUAUACACCUUGUUCUCUGCCGGAUCCAGGCGUUUUAUUAUUACCUCAACUUCAGAACUAAACAACCUCCAAGUUCCUGCAGACACAUAUUUCAUGGCAGUUACGCCAGUCAUACACCUUUUAUUUGCUUAUAAACCUAGCUAAUUACUGUUAUAUAUGUACAGCCAUCACUUUGCCAUUUGACGUUUUGAUAUCCAUUUCUUUUGUUACGAUUUGUUCUUUUGAUAUCAUUGACUUUAUUUCACAUCAUAUUUGUUUACAUAUUUUUGGGUUCAUUAAAAAAAAAAACAUUUUAAAAUAAAGCAUUUCA